Molecule: messenger RNA, 1533 nt
Organism: Stylonychia lemnae
Lineage: Eukaryota; Ciliophora; Spirotrichea; Sporadotrichida; Oxytrichidae
Source: the annotation of a GenBank genome assembly
AUGGAAUCAAUGUCAUUCGAUUGGUAAAGUCCAAUCGAGUAAUCUCAUCCACCUGCUUAAAUAGAAGAAGUGAAAGAUCAUCCCUAUGAAUAUGAUGUCUUCGUGAUUGGUGGAGGUUCUGGUGGUAUUUCAGCUGCAAGGUGGGCUUCCACUCUCGGAAAGAAAGUAGCCCUAGCAGAUUUUGUAAAGCCAUCACCAAUCGGCUCAACUUGGGGACUUGGAGGUACCUGCGUUAAUGUAGGAUGUAUCCCUAAGAAACUUAUGCAUUAUGCAGGUAUUCUAAAUGAAGCAAAGGAAGACUAAGAAUUUGCUGGUAUUCAUGUUGAAAAGUAAGCUCCACAUAAUUGGUAGAAGAUGGUUUAGAGUGUUCAGAAGCACAUUAAAAGUCUGAAUUGGGGAUACAAAGCUGAUCUUAUCAAGCUUAAGAUCAAGUAUUUCAACUCAUAUGCUUCUUUCUUAGAUCCUCAUACUAUACUUCUUGAUAAUGGAAAGACUUAAUCAUAAGUUACAGCAGAUAAAAUCGUGAUAGCUGUUGGUGGUAGGCCAUCUUAUCCCGGUAUCCCAGGAGACAAAGAAUUCGGUAUCACAAGUGAUGAUAUCUUUUCCUUGAAAAAUCCUCCUGGCAAGACUUUAGUUGUUGGAGCAUCUUAUGUUGCUCUUGAAUGUGCUGGUUUCUUGACUGCUUUAGGCUAUGAUACUAAUGUUAUGGUCAGAUCUAUUCUUUUAAGAGGUUUUGAUCAGGAUAUGGCUAAUAGAAUCGGACAGUAUAUGGAAAAUCAUGGAACGAAUUUCAUCAAGGGAGCAAUUCCAACAAAGCUUGAGAAACCUGACCCAAAUGGUAGAGUAAUUGUGACAUAUGAAUAAGAAGGAGAAUUAAAGCAAGAGCAGUAUGACACAGUACUGUUUGCUAUUGGAAGAUAUGCACUUACAUAAGGAUUAAAUCUUGAUAGAGCUGGUGUAAAGUCUGAGACAAACCAUAAAUUCAAGGUCAACGAUGUAGAACAAACAAAUAUUCCACAUAUAUAUGGUAUCGGAGAUGUUAUAUAUGGACAAUUAGAGUUGACACCAGUUGCUAUUAAGGCUGGUAAGCUUCUAGCUUAUAGACUCUAUGGUGGAAAAACUGAAAAGAUGGAUUACAUUAAUGUUCCAACAACAGUAUUCACACCUCUAGAGUAUGGAUCAUGCGGUUAUAGUGAAGAAGAUGCAAAAAAUAAAUUCGGAGCAGAAAAUAUAUCUACUUAUCAUACUGAAUUUCGACCACUUGAAUGGGCUUAUAACAAAGGCAGACCUGAAGGUGAAUGCUAUGUAAAAGUCUUAGUCAAUAAAUUAGAUGAUGAAAGAGUAGUUGGUUUCCAUAUUUGUGCACCAAACGCAGGAGAAAUUACACAAGGUUUAGGUAUCGCAAUGAAAUGUGGAGUCACCAAGGAAUAACUGGAUUCAUGUGUUGGCAUUCAUCCAACAAUAGCAGAAGAUUGUAUUGGGCUUAAAUUCACAAAGGAGGAGAAUCCAGAUGCUUCUAAAGGAGGAUGCUGA